This is a messenger RNA of Fonticula alba, 1935 nucleotides long. RefSeq lists its product as hypothetical. The transcript has 10 exons. Gene Ontology annotation, cellular component: outer membrane; SAM complex. Gene Ontology annotation, biological process: protein insertion into mitochondrial outer membrane. The coding region runs from base 53 to 1789 and encodes 578 amino acids. Lineage: Eukaryota; Rotosphaerida; Fonticulaceae. The record is from RefSeq and is a predicted model, not a curated record.
CCCUCUCCCUCUCCCUCUCCCUCGCCCGCUCGCUCGCGCGCCCCUGGCCAAGAUGGUGGACACAUCGUUCUUCCUCGAGGCGCUCCAAAGCCAGUUGGCCGAGCCGAUGGUCAUCAACUCUGUCGAUGUCCGAGGCCUGAAGCGCACGCGCGAUGUCCUGAUCCUCUCCUGUCUGGACCCCAUCUUCCACGCGCGGACCUUUGACGAAGUUCAAGACGAAGUGGUGGCCCUUUAUGAGCGCCUCCUGGGCCUGGACAUUUACAGCAGCGUGCGCAUCAGUCUGAAGGCCGUCCCGAAGCCGGACUUCCUCCUGGACCGCGAUGCCGACCUCAUCGGCAGCAUGGACUUCGAUGUGGAUGACGACCUGGCCAUCCAGCACAUGCUGGCCUCCCUGCCGAAAAAGCUGCUGUUCAUGCUGCGAGAUGACAUCCGCGCGGCCGGCACCGACAUCAGCACUGCCGAGCUGAUGACCAUCUUCCGCAAGACCUCGCGGCGCUUCCUGGCCUCGGAGCCGGAGUUCAUGUACGGCCAGCUGGAACAGGCCGACCUGGUGGUGGACCUGGUGGAGAAGUCGGCCAUCAGCGCCCACGCCGGCACAUAUGUCGGAACGGUGACGAGCUCCGUGAACACCACGGUGGCCUUGCGGAACAUUACUGGGCUUGGUGACACCAUUCGUCUGGAAAGCGCCCACUCCAUGGACUAUAGCCGGACCUUCCGGAUGGACUACCACCUCUGCUUGGAUGCCAACCCAGCGACCCCCUUCACGGUGUCGCUCUACAAGCAGGACUACGACUGGAAGACCAGCAGCUCCCAUGCGGAGGAGGUCUACGGCCUGUCCACCAGCAUUCGGACUCCCUCCCCCUUUGGUCGCCACACGAUCGCCUACGACGCCAGCCUUCGAAACAUCUCCUCCCUCACGGACCAGGCAUCCCUCUCCGUCCGGUCUGAGGCCGGGUACACGGCCAAGUCCGCCCUCCGGCACGAGUGGGUGGCCUCCAGCGAGGAUUCGGAGACAAUGCCGCGCCACGGCGCCCGGGCCCGAAUGGCCACCGAGGUGGCCGGCCUGCUGGGCGAUGUGAACCACCUUCGCCAUGAGACGGAAGUCCGCGCGUCGACCACCCUGCCGGGCGACAUCACCCUGUCGAUCGGCGCGCACGCCGGCUUCAUUUCCCCCCUCUUCAGCAAGGCAGACAUCAUGAAUGCCCCCUCCUCCGACGAUCUCACCGGAGCGGCCAAGCUCCCAAGCAACGUACCCAUCAAUGACCGCUUCUUCCUCGGCGGGCCGCUGACCAUGCGUGGCUACGCACACCGGAACUUCGGCCCGCGCAUCCGCCGCCUCAGCGGCUUGGCCAAGCACGGCAGCCAUGUUGCGAUGCCGGGCUCGGACGCCGUCGGCGGGGAUGUCUUCGCCGCGGCGGCGGCCCAUCUCUAUGCCCCGGUCCCCCUUGUGUCCCGCUAUGCUGACGUCCGGCUUCACCUGUUUGCCAACGCCGGGAGCCUGCUCCUGCGCGAUCCGGCCACGCCGCUUCUUUCGAAGGACACGGCCAAUGCACUGGCCAGCUCGAUCACCACCACCACCGGCCUCGGUCUGUCCUGGGCCCAGGGGCCGCUGCGCCUCGAGUGCAACCUCAUCUUCCCGACCUUGACCAAGGGAACCAGCGUGGAGCCCGGCAGCCUGGCCCGCUUCACCAGCAACCGCGCGUUGCAGGAGCGCUUCGCCAACGGCCUCAACCUGGCCGGGCUCGGCCUGCCAGCCUGGCAAAUUGGCAUCGGCCUUUCCUUCUUCUGAUGGCCCACUCCCUGGUGCCCGUCGUCCCUGGCAUCCCUCUCCGCCUGCUCGCCCGUGGAACAUAUCCCCCUCUCCCCCUCCUCCCUCUUCCCGCUCAGGAAGGCCGGCAGGCCCAGCUCCAGAAUAGACAUACUCCGAAUGCAUCA